Epithele typhae is the source of this 1761-nucleotide messenger RNA. RefSeq lists its product as uncharacterized. Bases 1 to 1761 code for a protein of 586 amino acids. The record is from RefSeq and is a predicted model, not a curated record. NCBI's taxonomy places the organism in Eukaryota, Fungi, Basidiomycota, Agaricomycetes, Polyporales, Epitheliaceae. The transcript is spliced from 4 exons. Gene Ontology annotation, molecular function: protein binding.
AUGGCCUACGCGACUCUCGAGCCGCCUCGCCAGCUACGCGCGCCGACGACGAUGUCCUGGACCUCCGAAGUCUCCGAGCCACCACCUUAUUCACGCCCACCGCCGCCACCCGCUGUAUGGUCGAGCCCCCGGAGAUCAACCGCAAACCUGUCGAUCCCCCACUUAAGGGAAGCGAUUCACAGCUUAGAGUCCAAGAUGGCGAAGCUGCUCGACGAGCGGGAUCUUCUGGAGUCGCGUUUGGAACAGGCGGUCCGUAUGCAGUCUCCCGUCCAGCGCGUUCCCCACGAUCUCCUCGCCUCCAUUUUCUCCAUUGCGGUGGUCGACGGUGACGACGAAGAUUCCAUCACGCUUUCCAACCUCAUGCUCGUAUGCCGGUAUUGGCGGGAUGUGGCGAUCGACUCCCCUAUGCUCUGGACCCGCGUCCUGAUGGGCACGCACCAGUCCACGGAUAGGGCCAUCCUGAAGCUCGACCGGUCACGAACAGCCCCUCUGUACGUCUGUCUCGACUUCAGUCCGCGUAUGGAGCAUGGGACCGUGUCCACGGAGAGCAUCGUUACGGCAAUCGACCUCGUACGACCCGCGAUUUGGAGGUGGAAGGCGUUCCAUCUCAUCGUUCCAAGCCGCCCCCAAGCCCACGCUGCGCUCAGCAGAUGCAAGGAUCAAGCGCCGCAACUCGAAGUCCUCUCUAUCCGCGUCGCUCACUCCAUGCAGGAAGACCACUACUCCAAACCGCCCCUCCCCAUAUUUGAGCGCGCGACUCCACGGCUACGGGCAUCCUCCUUUACCUCCUUCAACUUCGGGUGGGACAUCGCGCUGCUGAGCAACCUGCGCGUGCUCAAGCUAGGCGGAUAUUGGAACGGCUUCUCGCCCUCUGUUGAUGUCGUCUUGCAAACCUUGCGCGCAUGUCCGCAUCUGGAAGAGUUCGUCCUGCGGAAUAUGUCCGAUGUGGACCCGGACGGUUGUGAUUCUCAUGCGCACGAGGCCCCGGAUCAGGACGACUACGCUCUUGCUCGCGUAUCGGAUACCCGCCAGAUCCACCUCCCGAAGCUCCGCAAGGCCUCGUUCUACUAUUCCGGCAAUGUGCGCACGCGCAUCGUUCUCGGUCUGCUCUCGUUCCCCGCACUAGAGCACGUCGAACUGUGCUACCUAGACAACGUGUCCCCCAUGCUCGAGGCGCUUCGCAGGCAGUCUCUCACCAUCCUCUCACUCAAGCAUCUCCGGAUUGAGUCUUGCUACUUUAGCGAGCUCAAAUUUGCCCGGCUUCUCGCGCGACUCCCGGCGUUGACCUCCCUUGAGCUCGUGGACGUUGAAGACGUCACGUCCAACCUCAUGCGGAACCUUGCCACGCCGCCCGUGUCGCAAAUGUGGGUCUGCCCGAAGUUGACGGUCCUCUCAGUCGAAGGCUGCACCUCCCUCGACUGGGAAACCCUCCGCGCGAUAGUCGAGUCCCGCCUGCCCCCACACGCCCGAGCCGCAAGCGCGCCCGCGCACCGCGCCGCGAUGUCCGCCUCCUCCGCUUCCUCCGCCACCUCGUCCGCGUCCUCGUUCGCCGAGACGGCCCGCAUCCUCUCGCGGCAGCCGUCCGUGCCGGCGCUUUCGUCGGCGUCGCUCGUGUACGGGCGCCCGGUGCGCCUCGCCUCCGUCGACCUUACCCGCUGCCACCAAGUGAGCAAAGAGAUGGUGCAGUGGCUGCGGAUGUACGUUGCCGACGUGAAGUGCGAGACAGUCAAGAGCGUCUGGGGCGAGCCGUCCCUGCCAUGA